Molecule: messenger RNA, 1406 nt
Organism: Frankliniella occidentalis (western flower thrips)
Lineage: Eukaryota; Metazoa; Arthropoda; Insecta; Thysanoptera; Thripidae
Product: actin, clone 403
Exons: 5
Coding region: 68-1198 (376 amino acids)
Source: RefSeq, a predicted model, not a curated record
GCCGCCUCCCAGUACACCGUGUCCGUGCGGCCCGUGAACAGCUCGCCAAACACAUCACACAACAACCAUGUGCGACGACGAUGUUGCUGCGCUCGUAGUGGACAAUGGGUCCGGCAUGUGCAAGGCCGGGUUCGCCGGGGACGACGCGCCCCGCGCCGUCUUCCCGUCCAUCGUCGGCCGCCCCCGCUACCAGGGCAUCAUGGUGGGCAUGGGCCAGAAGGACAGUUACGUCGGGGACGAGGCGCAGUCCAAGCGAGGCAUUCUGACCGUCAAGUAUCCCAUCGAACACGGCAUCGUGACCAACUGGGACGACAUGGAGAAGAUCUGGCACCACACGUUCUACAACGAGCUGCGAGUCGCCCCGGAAGAACACCCCGUCUUGCUGACGGAGGCGCCCCUCAACCCGAAGGCCAACAGGGAGAAGAUGACCCAGAUCAUGUUCGAGACGUUCAACACGCCCGCCAUGUACGUGGCUAUCCAGGCCGUGUUGUCUCUGUACGCUUCUGGACGAACGACGGGCAUCGUCUUGGACUCGGGAGAUGGCGUGUCGCACACCGUCCCCAUCUACGAAGGGUACGCUCUGCCGCACGCCAUCCUGCGUCUCGACCUGGCUGGCCGCGACCUCACCGACUACCUGAUGAAGAUCCUGACCGAGCGGGGCUACUCCUUCACUACCACGGCCGAGCGAGAAAUCGUUCGCGACGUCAAGGAAAAGCUCUGCUACGUAGCUCUUGACUUUGAGCAGGAGAUGGCCACCGCCGCAUCCUCGUCUUCCCUCGAAAAGUCAUACGAGCUACCCGACGGUCAGGUCAUCACCAUCGGCAACGAGCGUUUCCGUUGCCCGGAGGCUAUGUUCCAGCCGUCCUUCUUGGGCAUGGAGUCUUGCGGAAUACACGAGACGACUUACAACUCCAUCAUGAAGUGUGACGUAGACAUCCGUAAGGAUCUGUACGCCAAUACCGUUUUGUCUGGAGGCACUACUAUGUACCCUGGCAUUGCUGACAGAAUGCAGAAGGAAAUAACAUCUCUGGCUCCAUCUACCAUGAAGAUUAAGAUCAUUGCUCCCCCAGAGCGCAAGUAUUCCGUCUGGAUAGGUGGUUCCAUUUUGGCUUCACUCUCGACCUUCCAGCAAAUGUGGAUUUCAAAACAAGAGUAUGAUGAGUCUGGCCCUUCCAUUGUACAUCGCAAGUGCUUCUAGUCUAAAAUUGCUGAUUUGCUCUAGUCCUCUAAUUUAUUGUAUCUUUAAGAUAUUGAAGCUUCAACCAAGAAUUCUCUAUAAGAAUUUUAUAGAAUCGGGCAAUUACUGUUUAGUCAUUGACAAUGCUGUGUUUAUUUAUUUUUAUGGCAAAUUAUUUAAUUUUAUCAACGUGCAUGAGUAAUUUACAAUAAAGUCAUCUGUACUAUAA